This is a messenger RNA of Drosophila eugracilis, 1971 nucleotides long. RefSeq lists its product as uncharacterized. NCBI's taxonomy places the organism in Eukaryota, Metazoa, Arthropoda, Insecta, Diptera, Drosophilidae. The transcript is spliced from 6 exons. The record is from RefSeq and is a predicted model, not a curated record. Bases 423 to 1766 code for a protein of 447 amino acids. Gene Ontology annotation, cellular component: plasma membrane.
UGGCUAGUAGCCAGUCAGUCUGUGCUCUGCCUUGGCCAGCAGCAGACGGAGCCGUACCGCCGCGAUCCAUUCGAAAGGAACCGAAAACCCCAAGAUCGCGCUCUUUUAUUUCGAAUUUUUGGUUUUUGGUCUGCUUCGCGUGCAAUAUAGCCGUUUAUUUUGGUUGUUAUCGCUAGUUCGCCUCGAUUUUUAGUUGGUAGAUUAACGAAAUUUUAUUUUAGACGAGCCGGGCAGCUCAUAAAAACCAAACAGUUCAUUCAUAAACAAUUAGCCUGGGGCCCAGCCAGAGAUCUCCGUUGCACCGCUUGCAGCUUUAAUGGUAAACAUCGAGGAACGUGCUUUGUUCCAUGUGCGUGUGGAUUGCCCCUUGCCAUCGUCCAGAGAGCCCUAGGAGGGGAGCGUGAGCCAAGACCUGAGCCAUAAUGAAGCGCGACGUGUCCACGUCGACCAUCGGUCGAGAUGAGGUUCGCCGACCGCUGAUGGAGGCCUAUAUGUUCCAGCGGCGAGUUCUGCUUGGCUGUAGCCUGCUCAUGGCCGUUUCCCUACUGAUCUGGAUAGUGGCCAUUUCGACCGACCACUGGAUCAUCAUUUCCGGCGGAAAGGGAAUUUUCAUUCCCGAGUCGCGGCGCUUCUUCAUGUCCUCUCACUCAGGAUUGUGGCGACACUGCAGAAACACCAUUGUGCCAAAUGCCUUGAGCAAUGCCCAGGUGGUGCGCAAUUUUAGUUCCAUGUCAUACACUUCGCAGACGAACAUCAACGAGGCCAAGCGGAAUCUUUCUCACAUGGAUUUCAUUAAGGAUUUUGCACAGGAGAAGCUGGAUACAUCGGACAACUUCACGGAAUCCGCGCGACGACACAUGUUUGCCCAUUGGGUGCGAGGGGAGGACGAAGAGUUCCAGACGCUGCGAAAUGCCUUCCGCACUUUAGUGAUGAAUACCGAUGAGAACCAAAGGCAGUUUAAUGCCACGGCCAAUAAGCCCAUACCCAUUAACCCGCUAGACGUGAACGGAAUUAUUGAGAGGAAAACUUUUGGCUCGGCGCUCCAGCGAGUUAAGUACAACAACACCUGGUCGUACUACGUGAUUCCUGAGGUGGCGCAAUUGGCCAUUUUCACUAACUGGACGGAUUAUCCUCUUGUGGUUCGUCUGCUGGGCACCUACAUUCGGGAUAUAAAUAUUCCUGCUUAUGUGCUGAACGACGAGCGUGUGAUCCUAAUCCUAGUGCCGCCAUUGCAGCCCAAGAAAGGCCAGCCCACAUAUUACACCUACAUCCCGAAUCAGCGCUGCAAGUAUAUCGAUAUGUUCCCUAACUCCAAUGCCCUACGAAAUGAGCCCGGUUUCGAUGAUGAACUACUGGUCUCUUGGUAUUCCCUUUCAGACUAUAUCCGGACGCAGGCGUCCUUUGCCUGCAUAACUCUGUUCGUGAUGAGCCUUGGCGCCGUUUUCUCCUUUUACACGUUCAUGAAUCCGCGGUACAUGUUCAAGCGUUUGGCGGGCGGCAUCCAUUUGGUUGCCGCCUCAACAGCCUUAGUGGUGCUGCAGGUGCUUUUCUCAUCGAUUGACUACACCAGGGAACAUCUGUUUUACGCAUAUCCUGACGGAGCACAGCUAACCUAUGGCUAUGGCGUUUUCUUGGCCUGGUUCACGUUUGCUGACAAUAUUCUGUGCGGUGUUAUGUUCCUGUGGUACUCUGGCAAGAAGAAGGGCGCCAAGGCGCCCAAUGACGAGGUGGCAAUGGCGGAUGAGCCCACUAUCAUGGGUAGAUAACUGCAUCUGCAUCGGGCCACGAUGACCGGAUACCCUUUUCUGUGGGAUAUCCCUCCUGCGACCAAAGACCAAAGCAACCGGCAUAAUUGUCGCCGUUGCUUUUCAUUUCACUAUUGUUAUUUGUUGUUUUCAUAAUGGCUGUAUUUAAAAUGUUCGCUUUAUAACUAUAAGAAUCUCAAGGCAAUAAAGGAAUUGUUUUCAGUCA